CAUCGGGGCACUUAACGCCGAGCCCCGAUAUUGCUAUCGCGUCGCGGGCGGCCCCUCCAAGCUCAGAGCUACCCCGCCAACAAUCUCGACUUCGAGAUUCGCGAUGCCACGAUCACGAUCGUCCGCCAGUCUAAGAUCCUGCAAGUGACAGAUUUGAGUUUAUAGAAGAUGCAAUUCGACCCAAAACCUCCCCCAUACUCCACGGCCGACCCGACCUCGUUCGCUUACCCCACUGCCCGCGAACGAUGGCCCAUCAUCAUCACUCAAGCGAUCGAUGAUGCUUACCGCACGGUGGCAGCCUGCGACGAUGCCGAAAAGCAAGAGGAGGGCAAGAAGAUUGUCGCCGAGUUGGUGCAGCUCAAGUACGAGGUGCAGCAUGACCGAGCCUUGACGCCCCUUCGAGACGAUGGAUACCCAGACGUCGCAGGAUACAACAAGGAGCUCGAGCAGCUGGGAAGCAUCACCUGGUUGAAGGCGCCCUGGCUGUUCACCGAGUGCUAUCUCUUUCGCCGUAUGUCGACGUCCUUCACCCUCUCCACCCACUGGAAGUCCUACGACGUAUUCGCCCGCCAGAAGAUCAAGACCUUCCGCUCGUCGCGCCCCGCCGUCCUCGAGCUCGCAGCGCGGUACAAAGACCUAAUCAGCCAGGUCCGCUCCUCCACCAACGCACCCGACCCGGAAGCCGACCGGCUCCUCUUCACCGAGAUGUGCGAGGUCUGCCUCUGGGGCAACGCGACCGACCUCUCCCUGCUCACGAGCCUGACCUACGAGGACAUCCAACGGCUCCAAGGGUCCGAAGCGCGGCGGAAGGCAGAGAACAACAUUCUCGUCAACGACCUGCCGCAGGUCUACGCCCACCUGCUCGCCGCCAAGAACGAUCCCGCCAAGGGCGGCAAAGAGCGCCGCGUCGACAUCGUGCUGGACAACGCCGGCUUCGAGCUCUACGUCGACCUCAUCCUGGCCGGGUACUUGCUCUCGGCCGGGCUGGCCACCACGGUGGUGCUGCACCCGAAGUCCAUCCCCUGGUUCGUGUCGGACGUGCUGCCGGCCGACUUUGCCGCGCUGCUCAACGCGCUAGCUAACCCCAGGGGGUUCUACGAGCAGGCGACCGAGGAGGAUGUGUUGCAGGGCCGGACGCCCGAGAAGCUGAGCGAUAAGGAGGUGGCGGAGUUGGGGUUCUUAUUCCAGGAGUGGAGCCGGUUCCAUGCCGAGGGCCAGCUGGUGCUGCGGCCGAACCGGGUGUGGACGGGCCCCGGGAGUUACUGGAGGUUGCCUGCUGAGGCGAAGGAUGUGGUGGAAGAUCUCAAGACGGGGGAGCUGGUGGUGUUCAAGGGGGAUCUGAAUUAUAGGAAGUUGGUUGGCGAUGUGACGUGGGACCCGACAACGCCGUUUACCGAGGCCAUUGGGCCGCUUGGUCCGGGAUCGGGGCUGAAUGUGCUGGCCUUGCGGACCUGCAAGGCCGACGUCGUGGUGGGCUUGAAGCCUGGCGAGGACGAGAGGCUGAGGCAGACGGAGGGCGGUGGUGACGAUUCAGGGGCGCGGAAAUGGGCCUGGAGCGGGAAGUGGGCUGUGGUGUCCUUCUCCAAGGGAAGUUGAUGCGCCUGUUGUGUGCAUCCUCCAGCGGGGAGCUGUUGUGCUAGACGAGGAAGGAGUCGAGCUUGGCUAGAAGUUGUCUUUCAAUACACAGAAUAGACAAGAGGCACAUUCUCUUCCCCGUGUGCUCUAGCCCUGCUGGCUCGG
Molecule: messenger RNA, 1740 nt
Organism: Chaetomium strumarium
Lineage: Eukaryota; Fungi; Ascomycota; Sordariomycetes; Sordariales; Chaetomiaceae
Exons: 6
Coding region: 169-1596 (475 amino acids)
Biological process (GO): DNA damage response
Cellular component (GO): nucleus
Molecular function (GO): phosphatase activity
Source: RefSeq, a predicted model, not a curated record